Pseudoliparis swirei is the source of this 1610-nucleotide messenger RNA. Its product is annotated as neuronal acetylcholine receptor subunit alpha-9. Bases 12 to 1610 code for a protein of 532 amino acids. Gene Ontology annotation, molecular function: acetylcholine-gated monoatomic cation-selective channel activity; transmembrane signaling receptor activity. The record is from RefSeq and is a predicted model, not a curated record. Gene Ontology annotation, cellular component: neuron projection; synapse; postsynaptic membrane. Gene Ontology annotation, biological process: nervous system process; regulation of membrane potential; signal transduction. The transcript has 6 exons. NCBI's taxonomy places the organism in Eukaryota, Metazoa, Chordata, Actinopteri, Perciformes, Liparidae.
CCGUGAUCAGGAUGAAGCUACUCCGCGGUGGACCGAUCGAGUACUUUCUGUUCCUCUUCUGUCUUCCAGGCUGCCUCGCCGCUCAUGGUCGCUACGCCCAGAAGCUGUUGAGUGACUUGUUCUCCAACUACACCAACGCCUUGCGCCCGGUGGAGGACACCAACCACAUCAUCAACGUCACGCUGCAGAUCACGCUCUCCCAGAUCAUCGACAUGGACGAGCGGAACCAAAUCCUGACCACCUACCUGUGGAUCCGCCAGGUGUGGAUGGACACCUACCUCACCUGGAAGAAGGAGGACUACGAUGGCCUGGACACCAUCCGCAUCCCCAGUAGCUACGUCUGGAGACCGGACAUCGUCCUGUACAACAGUGCCGACGACCAGUUCUCCAGCUCCAUGGAGACCAACGUGGUUCUCCGUAACGAUGGCCAGGUCAUGUGGGACCAGCCGGCCAUCACCAAAAGCUCCUGCUCCGUGGAUGUAGCCUUCUUCCCCUUUGAUUUGCAGCAGUGUCACCUCACCUUUGGGUCCUGGACUCACAACGGCCACCAGAUGGACCUGUCCAAUGCCUUGGACAGCGCCGACCUGGCCGACUUCGUCCCCAAUGUGGAGUGGGAGGUUCUGGGCAUGCCGGCAAAGAAGAACGUCAUCCAGUAUGGUUGCUGUUCAGAUCCGUACCCAGACAUCACCUUCAGCCUCAAUCUGAAGAGACGAUCCUCCUUCUAUAUCUUUAACCUCCUCAUUCCCUGCAUGAUGAUCUCCUUUUUGGCUCCGCUGGGCUUCUACCUGCCGGCAGACUCUGGUGAAAAGGUCUCUCUGGGUGUCACGGUGCUGCUGGCCCUCACCGUGUUCCAGCUGCUGGUGGCUGAGAGCAUGCCGCCCUCGGAGAGCGUCCCACUGAUAGGAAAGUACUACAUUGCCACCAUGACGAUGGUCACUGCAUCCACAGCGCUCACCAUCUUCAUCAUGAACAUCCACCACUGUGGCCCCGAGGGUCGGCCCGUCCCCCGGUGGGCCCAGCGCUUCAUCCUCAACUACCUCGCCCGCAUCUGCUUCAUCUACGAGGUCGACGGGAACUGCCUCGGCAGGACGCCGUCCAGGAAGAAGCCUCCGUCGCAGGAGGAGUCGGACGCCUCGCCGGCCAACACCAAGAGGACCAACUGGGACGCGAACGGGCAAGUGAUGGCGGGGAGGGUGGAGGAGGAGGAGGAGGAGGAGGGCGCCGGGGAGCCUCUGAAGCCGGGCCGGGAUCUGACCACCCAGACGGAAUGGAAAGAGGAUCUGUUCGUGACCAUCGACCACUCGGAGGAGGGAGGAGCUGCUGGAGGUGGUGAGGGGGAAAGAGAGGAGGCCAACAGCGGAGGAGAGUGGGGAGGCGGAGCCAGAGGGAGCAGGAAGGAGAUGCUGGUGAAGACCCUGUGCGUCUGUCAGCACAUGGGGCUGCGCAGGGACGUUGAGUACAUUGCCAACUCGUACCAGGACCAGCGGGCUGGGCAGCUGCGCAUCGGUGAGUGGAGGAAGGUCGCCAAGGUCAUGGACCGCUUCUUCAUGUGGCUCUUCUUCAUCAUGGUCUUCUUCAUGAGCAUCCUAAUCCUGGGAAAGGCUAUCUGA